CGCCACCGAAGAAGAGAGAGAACGCCUCGGCAGGCCUGUCCGCAGCCGAGCUGGUAAUCAGUGUCGUUUCCGCGGCAGCAGUGGCCACCACGCGGCAGAUUACGCAGAUUACGCCUGCACACCCCCCGCGUACGGUUGUGACGAGCUUGUGACAGUGCGACUACCUGCUUUAGAACCGCUGGAGCAUUCCGCUUCCGGUUACUUACGAGGACAGCUCUGGCAGAACCGCCAAGUGGACGAGUGCUUCGAUUUUCGAGUGACUAGGACUAGGAUCAAACCUCGUUGUCGAAGAAACAGCUCCACUCGAUGUGAUAAUGCCAAUUCUAGACUUAGCACCCAGAGUCUACAACGUUCAGACCCGGUCGUUUAUGUCCCUUGGUCUUUGCCGAAGAACCUAGUUGACGCUGCAGAGAAACAGGCGUCAGAGAUAAACGUGACAGUGUGGAUAGUCUUAGACCUAACUCGAGAACUACAUUCUGACAAAGUAAUCUGUGUACCUUCGUCGAAUCUGACCAAAAUUGAUAGUUCCAAGGACGACUUUGAUCUUAGGUUACAGUGUUAAUUCCAGACCUAACCCAAAAGCAAUCAGAUUCCGGUUUGGAUUCGAUCAUUAUGCCCUCCAUCUCCGCUGAGGAACCCGGUCGACACUGCUAAAGAGUCCGAAGGAUGAAUUCGACGCGGUGUUAAUCAAUCUCAAUCUUCCACGAACCCCCAAAGGCGACAGAACGCUGCUACUUUGCGCUAACCCGAGAGAUUGCAGGGUAUUAGAGCAAGAUCUCGUCGGUUGAUGUUUUUGGUCGUCGAGGGUGAAACAGAAGAAACUCGAACUGUCGCAUCAGUGGGUCAAGAGAAACGUGGUCAGCCUAAGUAGUAUAAUGUUGGACGCCCGGAGGAGUCGGACCGUCAUGUUGAUCUCGUAAAGAAACUGCUUUGACUUUAAUGGGGGGAUCCGCUCGUGCCGGCUCGGUCGGUCCGCGGCGACGCGGCGGAUUCCAAGAAUAACGGGCUUUGGAAUCGCUCGGGAUGCCAACUCGUGAGAACAAUCUGGAUGACAUCGCUACGAAACUGAUCGCGAGCUGAUAAAACGACGAUCGAAAAUUCGCCGUUGCGAUGACGGUUCCGUGUUGGCUGUCGCGUUGAUGUUUAGCAAUUCGCGUCGACGCGAGCCAGCCUGUGGAUAAGGGACAGAAAUAGAGUAGGAUGAUCGUAUCGUAAAUCGUCGGUGGUCCACGGACAGUCGGGAGGAUCAAGUUGAGUGCGAAAAUACGAUGCGGGUCAAGUGAUCGUAGGUGACACCCUCGAGAUUGGCCGCUUCGAACGGGAUAAUAUCCAACGGGAUAGCGCGUAACGUUACACGGUGCCGUAGUUGAUCGAUCCAGCGAAGGAGAAGCAAAAGAGGAAGAAGAGGAAAAAAGUGGACCGGUAUGAGCAACAGCGAGGGCGUGGUGACAGGUCAGGGCACCGGGAGCGAUCGUCUAUGCGAGGACGUCGACAUGGCAACCUCAACGUCGGCGUCGUCGAACCUGAAGCCGCGAAGCGGUAAAAUCAGCUUCAGCGUGGACUCCCUGCUGAGCGACAUGAAGAAGACCGCCGUUACCGGCGGAGCGUUCGCCAGGCGCGAGAACGACGACCGAACGGAGGCGGAGAAAAACUUGGACAUGGAAGCCAGGUAUCGCGAGCUGUUGAUGGAACAGCAGAGACUACAAAGCAGAGAAUUGUUAGCGAGGUUGAGUCCGCAUGGUCUGGCGUUCGCCAAUCACCAUCAUCAUCAUCCUUCGAGUAGACUGGAUCAGGAUCACCCGUCGGCGGGCCGGCAAGAGAUCCUCACCGUGAAGGACUUCUCGAGAACGACCAGCCACGACAAGUCCUCCUCUCCAAUUAGGAUAGACCAAGAGGUUCAGAAGGAUCGAGACGAGCGACGAUUGUCCACCGGCUCGCCGGCUAACAGGAUCGCCGAAUCGAUGAUCCAGAGGGAACGCGGCCAAGAGGAUGACGAGAGGAUGGACAGGAUCGCUAAUCCGCGAUCCGUGUCGCCGGUCAGCAGACGAGAGAUCAUGGACGAUAGAAGCGACUCCGAGGCGAACCGUUCUCUGGAGGGCGACAGAGCCGACCAUCUGGAUCUCGAGGAUCAAGAGAUCAGAAGCGUGGGCCAGUCGGAGGAUCUGAACGUGAUGGACUCCGACUGCGAACUAGAGAGAGAUCUCGACAAUAACCAGGAGAAGGAGGAGAAGUCCAGUCCGGUAGUGCCUCAACCGAUUCAUCCUGGAGUUCAGAGGCCGUCACAAGGACCGCCUUACCUGACCGGGGCACCUGGUGCACCCGGAUGGAAUCCCGCGGGAUUUCCGCAUUCCCUCGCGGGAUUCGCGUGGCUACCCCCACCUCCGCACCCCCACAAUCCUCAUGGACAUCUGUACACGCCGCAUGGUGGACCUACUAGUCCGAACGGCGACUUGAGGCUGCCGGGUCCAGGUCCCGGGCCAGUCAGGUGCACCCUGAGGAAGCACAAGCCAAAUCGUAAACCGAGGACACCGUUCACCACGCAACAGCUGCUCUCGUUGGAGAAAAAGUUUCGCGAAAAGCAGUACCUAACGAUCGCCGAACGAGCAGAAUUCUCGUCGUCCCUUCACCUCACGGAAACGCAGGUGAAAAUCUGGUUCCAGAACAGGCGGGCGAAGGCGAAGCGUCUGCAGGAGGCCGAAAUCGAGAAGCUGAGGUUGUCAGCGAGGCCGUUGUUGCACCCGAGUUUCGGUUCUGGGUUGAUGUUCUCCGGAGUGGGGCCUCCAGGAACACCAGGAGUGCCUCCCUUCAUCGCGGCGGCCAUGGCUAGGCACACCCAUGUCGCGGCCGCGGCAGCCAUGUUCAUGGGGCCCCCUGGACACCGGCCUUAAUAAGGCAGACUCGAGGCUCGCGAGCCGAAGUCGCUCGUAUCCUGGCGAGUCCGCUCGAACCGUAACGCGUCGCGAGUCCGUCUCGAAGAGGAUUUCUCGAAAACCAUGGAAGUCUGCGGGAAUACCGUUUGUGAAGCACGCUGUAGAGAAAGUCGAAUUUAUUGGGCAGAUGAAAACGAUUCCUAGAAACGCUGGAGCCAAUUACCACCGUAUUUAUUGGAAGUCCAAAGAAUUCGUCAGCUGAUCGAAUCACGGACAUCACCGCUGGAAUUCCGUGGAGGUCAGAAAUUCCGUCGAGUCUCCAAAAUUGAAUCUCGAUGAAAAUCGAGUCGAUAUUAUCGCGGUUAUAUGGCGUGGAUUUUAUGGAAAGACGCAGCUGUUACCUCGCGAAAGGAUGAAUUGACGAUGACUUUUAUUGGUCACCCGAAUCAAGUGCGUUUUGAACGGUCGGCGAAAUUCGGAUAUAAAGGUUCCAAAGGGUUGGAUCACCUUAGUGAUUUAAAAAUGUAUAUUUCUCAAACCUCUAAGUGAUAAAAAUACCUCUUCGAUCUUCAAAAAUACCUUCGACAGGCAUAGUAUAAACAUUUUUCUAAACGAGUGAUCAGAAUCAUGGUUAGGUGAUCUAACCCCUUAAACGUAGGAGCAUCAAUGGCAGAUUCGUGUCUUUAUUUUUCUACGUUCAAAGUUGGAACUCUGAUUGUGAUUAAGUAUCGAGUUUAAUCCUUGUGAUAAUAACCGUGUAUUCGCGCAUUGAACUCGAGGAAUGUUCCCCAUUCUUUCGACUUGCACAAACGAUUUCCCAGUAUCGAAUCGUGAACAUCCAUUACCAGAAGGGUUAAACGAGAUGCGUACCAUAGCGAGUGACAGCAUUUAGGAGGCAUUUCAUGGCGUUGAUCUCACGGGAAACUGAUGUACAUAUUGUAAAUAGUCUUACCGUAAGUGUACGUAUGUAUAUACGCGUGUACAGGACGUUCGAUUACACUCGUAAUAAGAAAGGGGUUGUCGAAAUUUUUGAACGAUAGAUUGACUAGAUUCGAAAGAAACAUAGCGAUUCUUCUAGGAGACAGACACCUGCUUCCAAAUUGUGCGUUGAUCGAAUUGUGUACAUGUUUUAAUUUACGAUUGAAAAAAAUUCAAGCGCUUUUAAUUUUAUCCAGCGCGUAAUAUUUCAAAAAUUUGAGAGAUCUACAAGGAAG
Molecule: messenger RNA, 4084 nt
Organism: Megachile rotundata (alfalfa leafcutting bee)
Lineage: Eukaryota; Metazoa; Arthropoda; Insecta; Hymenoptera; Megachilidae
Gene: Msx
Product: homeobox protein Msx
Biological process (GO): regulation of transcription by RNA polymerase II; embryonic morphogenesis
Cellular component (GO): nucleus
Molecular function (GO): DNA-binding transcription factor activity, RNA polymerase II-specific; RNA polymerase II transcription regulatory region sequence-specific DNA binding
Source: RefSeq, a predicted model, not a curated record